GCAGCAGCAGCGUGCCCCCCGGCCCUCCCUCCCUCUCGCCGCGCCUGGGAGGGGAGGGGAGGGGAGAGGCGGCGGGAGGAGGGAGGAGGCAGCGCCGCGAGUGCGAGCGUAGCUCCGGGUGACUCUGUCUCAGUCACUGCGGGAAGGGGGAGGGCGGCCGCGCGCACCUUUCCCUCCCGUGCUUUCUCCCACUUCCACGAGGAAGGAACAAAGGCGAAGCGAGCCCGCGGCCGUCGGAAAGCCCCCAGGGAGGCGGAAUCCCGCGGCUCCCUGACAGCAACGCGGCCCCGGGCCGGCCGCCUAGCCGCUCUUCUUCGCCGUCCUCCUCCUCGUCGCCGAGUUGAGAAUCCGGGGAGCAGCGUCCCGCUUCGCCUCCCGGAGCGCGGCGGUCGUCGCCGACACGAUGAAAAGUAAAAAAGGUGUAGUUGCAAUAUCAGGCAGUGAAACAGAAGAUGAUGACACUAUGGAUGUCCCACUGGAUCUUUCCUCAUCUGCUGGCUCGGGCAAACGGAGGAGACGUGGCAACCUACCCAAAGAGUCUGUGCAGAUUCUUCGGGACUGGCUUUAUGAGCACCGAUACAAUGCUUAUCCUUCAGAGCAAGAAAAAGUGCUGUUAUCCCGGCAAACACACCUUUCCACACUACAGGUCUGCAAUUGGUUUAUCAACGCGCGCCGCAGGCUCUUACCUGAUAUGCUGAGGAAGGACGGCAAAGACCCAAACCAGUUCACCAUCUCACGGCGGGGGACCAAGCUUCCUGAAGGCAGCAUGAUGGAGUCCUCCAUGGGCACAAAGAACUUCCUUCCCUUGCUGGAGGAGAGCCCCUUCCUUCCCACCUCUGCCACGCUCAGCAAGACUGUGUCCUCUUCCAAGCCUGUGUCCCCGGGGUCUGUCCUGGCUCGGCCCUCGGUGAUUUGCCACACGACUGUGACUGCGUUGAAAGAUGCCCCUUUCCAUUUUUGUCAGCCAGCUGAUGUGGGCCAGACCACGGACCUGCAGCAGCCCCCGGCCAACGCCUUCACAGACAGCUCCCUCUCCUACCACGAGGAUGCCUCUAAACUGGGACCUGGUGCGAAUGCGCAAAGCGGGCUCUUUAACACUCCUCCUCCAACCCCACCAGACCUCAACCAGGAUUUUAGUGGAUUCCAGCUACUGGUGGAUGUUGCACUCAAAAGGGCGGCAGAGAUGGAGUUGCAGGCAAAACUCAUGGCCUAAAUCCCCUUCCUUCUCUUUCCCCAUUUUGGUUGUUUGGGUUUUGUUUUUUUUUUUCCAGGCAGGGAUCUAACAGCUGUGUGGUUAUUGCCACCCACACAAUAUCAAAAGACUUAACUGCAUUAUUAUUAUUUUUUUUUUUAUUAAUCUUAUUUGCACAAGGGAUUGCUGAAAUGAAGCUUCCUGUCACUGAGAUGGUCUUCAGUGGAAUAUGGUCAUUCCAAGAAUUAUAAACUUUAAAGCUACUGUAGAAAGAAAGGAUUGUGUGUUUUUUUUUUUGUUGUUGUUGGUUUUUUUGUUGUUUUUUUUUUUAAUAUUUUCUUUGUAGGUUUUUCAUAAUGUGAUAUGGUUCCCAAGAUCAUGUGAUUUGUUUUUUUUUCUAUCAGACUGUGCAAUAUCUAGUAAUGAUAUAGAGUCUUCUUAUCAUUCCCAUGUGGAACAGAAUAUACCGACACGCUGUCUAAAAUAAAUUUUCAAUUUUUUUAACAAUAUGAACUUUGGAUGAUUAUGCUUUUUUUCCCACAAUGUAAUAAAAUAUUUUCUUUAAAAAUGGA
Tympanuchus pallidicinctus (lesser prairie-chicken) is the source of this 1764-nucleotide messenger RNA. It is a transcript of the gene TGIF1, whose product is annotated as TGFB induced factor homeobox 1. The coding region runs from base 404 to 1213 and encodes 269 amino acids. Gene Ontology annotation, biological process: regulation of transcription by RNA polymerase II. Gene Ontology annotation, molecular function: DNA-binding transcription factor activity, RNA polymerase II-specific; RNA polymerase II cis-regulatory region sequence-specific DNA binding. The record is from RefSeq and is a predicted model, not a curated record. The transcript has 3 exons. Lineage: Eukaryota; Metazoa; Chordata; Aves; Galliformes; Phasianidae.